AUGGCAAGAAGUUAUGUGGAGAAGUAUAAUGACGCUUUCAGACGAGGACGACGCAGAUCUACAGAAACACUACCAAGGACCAAUGCAACGUUCGCUGCCGGUAAUGUUUCAGUAUGUGGAACCACGAGGUCACCGUCGUUCUUUUUCCCUAUUGAGUUCUGGGCUGAAGUGAAUAUAAAACCAUGGACAAGUAUGCUGAAGGGCAUAAUAGAAGGCAGCAAGAGGAUUAAGUGGAAGGAUAGAAUACCUUAUGCCUACUGGAAAGGUAACCCUAAUGUUAAUCAUGUCAGGUCCAAUCUUAUGCUCUGCAAUGUCUCCAAGAAAUAUGACUGGAAUGCCAGAUUAUAUAUACAGAAUUGGACAAAAGAAACUAAAGAAGGGUUCAAAGAUUCAAAAUUAGAAGAUCAAUGCAACUACAGAUAUAAAAUCUAUGUUGAAGGAUAUGGAUGGUCAGUGAGUGAAAAGUACAUAUUCGCCUGCGAUUCAAUGGUGCUGUUUGUAAAGCCCAAGUUCUACGAUUUCUUCACAAGAAGCAUGGCGCCAAUGGAGCAAUACUGGCCGAUAAUGCGUAAGUUAGGGAAACAGUGUGUAGAUAUUAAACGAGCAGUUCAAUGGGGAAACAAUCAUACUCGCAAGGCAAAGGAAAUUGGUAAAGCCGGAAGCAGAUUCAUUCAGGAAAACCUGAAAAUGAAUUACAUCUAUGAUUAUAUGUUUCAUGUGCUAACUGAAUAUGCCAAACUCUUGCAAUUCAAACCGAGUAUACCGAAAGGGGGAAUCGAGGUUCGUUCAGACACAAUGGCACGAUCUCAAACGGGUUUAUGGAAGAAGUUCAUGCUGGAGUCUAUGGUGACGUCUCCCAGCGAUACACUCCCAUGUACUGUUGAAGGGCAGAACUAGAUUUCUGAGGCUAGGGCUAAAAAUAAUACUAGUGGUAUUUUUCUGCUACAUUAUUAUUUCAGCCCAUGGUCUCCCAAUGAACCAUAAAAAAAAAAAAAAAAAA
This is a messenger RNA of Jatropha curcas, 1000 nucleotides long. The record is from RefSeq and is a predicted model, not a curated record. Lineage: Eukaryota; Viridiplantae; Streptophyta; Magnoliopsida; Malpighiales; Euphorbiaceae.